Zea mays is the source of this 2553-nucleotide messenger RNA. Its product is annotated as trafficking protein particle complex subunit 4. Gene Ontology annotation, molecular function: protein binding. Bases 1668 to 2318 code for a protein of 216 amino acids. The transcript is spliced from 5 exons. Gene Ontology annotation, cellular component: TRAPP complex. Gene Ontology annotation, biological process: endoplasmic reticulum to Golgi vesicle-mediated transport. Lineage: Eukaryota; Viridiplantae; Streptophyta; Magnoliopsida; Poales; Poaceae. The record is from RefSeq and is a predicted model, not a curated record.
UUCUUACACCACAUGGAUUGAAUGUGAUUGAAAAAAUUAGUAGACAUUUUGAUUUGCUAUGGAUUUAAAUUCACCCAAUCCUAUCCAAUCCACACAAAUUGAGAUGAAAACAAACAAGCCUUUAAUGAGUUUAUUUCCAGAAGAGAAUGUUCUCUGUGACGAACGAAUUUCUUUAGUCGUAGGUGGCCAAGUCAAGAUUCCAGUAUAAAAGGGAUGCAUUCUCUAUCUCUCUUUCUUAUAUACUGUGGUAAAAAAGAUGCAAGAACAACGAAUUAGUCCUCUGUAAAACCUUCUCCUUUACUACUCGCCAUCGAUUUUCAGUUCCAUUAUCUCAUCUCCUUAAUACCAAACAGGGCUUUGUUACAUAGAAAUCAAGCAUACUAACUAAAAAACGACAAAUAAAAAAGAAUAGAGUGAGUAUUUUGUUGGCACCAGCAACACUAGCUCUACAAAAUUGUGUCAUAAAAAGCAGUUGCAAUUUCAACCACUACCUGAAAGUAAUAGUUCAGAGUCGGUCAGUGAAUACUGUAAAAUGCAAACACCAGUGCAAGUACCAAUAAACUACUCAGCUAAAAACGAAACAGGGAAGUGCCAACCAAACUAGCCAAACAAGUGGUAAUACCACGGCCCUUGUGGCGACAGGCGACAGCAACAGUGAAACGCCCCGCUCCCAAGCCGGCAAACACCAGCCCCCGCGACGGCGCCGCGCCGUCCUCUCCCGACCGACGGCAACGGAAACCCUGGUGACUUCUGAUACAGGAAGAUUACUUUUAUCUAUACUCCACCUUCUUUCGUGGCUAUGGCACUAGCAGCUAUCUAUAACCUUUUCAUCAUUAACAAAUCCGGCGGCCUUAUAUACUACAAGGACUAUGGUUCAGCAGGGAGGAUGGAUACCAAUGACAGUUUAAGAUUAGCAAGCCUCUGGCAUUCGAUGCAUGCUAUCUCGCAGCAACUGUCCCCUACCACUGGCUGUACUGGCAUUGAUCUCUUACAAGCUCAUAACUUUGAUCUCCAUUGCUUUCAAUCCCUCACAGGGACGAAAUUUUUCGUCGUAUGCGAAACUGGAGCUCCAAAUAUGGAAAUGCUGCUGAAAGCGAUUUACGAGCUGUACACAGACUUCGUUCUGAAGAAUCCGUUCUAUGAGAUGGAGAUGCCGAUUCGGUGCGAGCUGUUUGAUCACAACCUGGCUCAGGUGAUCCAGAAGGACCGUGUUGCGCUCCUGGGUCGGUGAAAUUGGAAAGCUUUUGGUCCUAACCAUACCAUGUAUCUUGUACUUUCCCCCCUUUUUCUACAUUAUGCUCGGACUUCCUGUGCAAUUGUCUCGGCAGAAGACAGCUGGCGACCAACAACUGUUUGGUCCUGACUAUUAGCACCGUAUUUGGAACAGAUCUAUGGACGAUCCGCCGUGUGUUCUUCUCAUCGUCAAUUUCCAGUUUUUUUCCCCUUACAAGAGCCAAAAGAUGCCAUAGCCCAUGGAUGGGUCGUUUGAACACUAGUGAGCAUGAGGAGACGCGAGAUCCUCCGACGUCAAAACAAGCGACCUCGCCAGUCGCUAAUUGCCAUGAUGGUUCACACAGCGGGCUGCGGGCCCAUCAAACACACCAGAUUCUGCAGUCCCAAUUGAAAUAAACGCGACCCUAGAAACCGCGGGAACAAGCGGGCGGAAAAUGGCGAAUGCGUCCCCCAAAUACCGUGAAACCAAAUUCGUCCACGGGGGCCCAUCCAUGGUGGAGUUGGCCCAGGACGGGCCCAACGACACAGCCUUUCUUCUGCCUCCUUGGGCCGUCCACACACACACACACACUCUCUCUCUCUCUCUUAUGAAUUAUGAUUACGAUGACGAAGAGGAAGAGGUCAGAAGAGUUGGCGGCGGUAGUUAUCGCUUCCGGCGAUCUCGCGCGUGGAGUCCCGAGUCGCCAAGGCUGCCGAACCCUACGGCCAGGCCAAGAUUUAGUAGUAGCUACUAUAAAUCUGCAGGGUCGCCAGCACUUUGGCCUCUCAACGCACGCCCCCCGCCCGACGUUUCCGAUCUCGUUUCUCUCCUCCCGAGUAGCGAAAUCUUCGUACAUUCUGAGAUGCAGAUCUUCGUGAAGACCCUCGCCGGCAAGAGCAUCACCCUGGAGGUGGAGAGCUCGGACACGGUCGAGAACGUCAAGGCCAAGAUCCAGGACAAGGAGGGCAUCCCUCCGGACCAGCAGCGCCUCAUCUUCGCCGGCAAGCAGCUGGACGACGGCCGCAUCUUGGCCGACUACAACAUCCAGAAGGAGUCCACGCUCCACCUCGUCCUCCGCCUCCGUGGUGGUGGCGGCGGCCAGUGAUCUGGUCUGCUGAUCGCCUCCUGCCAUGGGGACUGGCUAGCACAUGCCGCCUUCCUGCCUGCCAGUGCGUGCUCGUUUCGUCUUUCAUUACGUCAUGUCUUGCUCAGGCCGUCUCAUGCAUCUCCAUCAGUCUCUUGUCUUAGGUCGUCGUUUCUUCUUCACAUUGGUAGGAACGCACGCUGUGCAGUGCUUUGGUUAAAACAAUUUGGAGUAAUAAAUCUGGCAUAUUGUUCUA